Molecule: messenger RNA, 10503 nt
Organism: Engraulis encrasicolus (European anchovy)
Lineage: Eukaryota; Metazoa; Chordata; Actinopteri; Clupeiformes; Engraulidae
Gene: dop1b
Product: DOP1 leucine zipper like protein B
Exons: 44
Coding region: 374-7522 (2382 amino acids)
Biological process (GO): Golgi to endosome transport
Cellular component (GO): trans-Golgi network; endosome
Source: RefSeq, a predicted model, not a curated record
UGUCCUGUACUGCUGUACUGAAUCAGCUGAGUGUUUGCUUCACGGUACAUCAUCACGUUUGAGGGACAGCAGAUGACAAGGUAGAGGUGUCCAUGUUGCACUGUUUAGAAGUGCCACCAUCCACCUCGCCCAUCGUUUCGCAAGUCUUUAAAUGGCACCGUUGGUGUCUGUUCUUAUGAGGAAAACGCUGCGCUCUUGUGGAUUUCGGGGGUGCUAAACACUUGCUCAUCGCACGACAAAAAGGCGACAGAACCGAGGAAGCAAACAAGCAUCAAUUUCCUCUUCUAAAGACCUUCAGCCUCCCAUCCCCAUCGGCCCGACGCUAAGCAUGCUGGGACAAGACUGAUGCAUGCUGAGACAGCGCUGAGGCACGAUGGAUCCCGAGGAGGCGGAGCUGCUGAGCGACUACCGUUACCGUAGUUACGCGGCGGUCAUCGAGAAGGCCCUGCGCAACUUCGAGUCGUCCAGCGAGUGGGCCGACCUCAUCUCCUCACUGGGCAAACUCAACAAGGCUCUGCAGAGUAAUGUGAAGUACUCCUUGUUGCCGCGGCGCCUCUUGAUUGGCAAGCGUCUGGCCCAAUGCCUGCACCCGGCCCUGCCCAGCGGCGUGCACCUGAAGGCCCUGGAGACCUACGACAUCAUCUUCAAGAUCAUCGGCACCAAGUGGCUCGCCAGGGACCUCUUCAUAUACAGCUCUGGGCUGUUCCCCCUGUUGAGUCAUGCUGCCAUGGCGGUGAAGCCCGUUCUGCUGGGGCUGUAUGAGCGCUACUUCCUCCCCCUGCAGAGGGCGCUGUUGCCCAGCCUGCAGGCCUUCACCAUGGGGCUGCUGCCGGGACUGGAGGAGGGACUGGAGGUGUAUGACAGGACGGAUGCCUUGCUGUGUAAGCUGGGCGUGUUGCUGGGUCAGCGUGUGCUGUACGGCUCCCUAUGGGGUUCCCUGCUGGUUUGCCCGCUGGUGCGCCUGCCCACCACCCUCUUCAUCGUGGCACACUACGACCGCAUGGCAGCGCCACGCCUACAGACACACAUGCUGGGCACAGACCACGCACUGGUGGUGAAGGCGGUGUGUGUGUGUCUACAGGAUGCUAAUGUCCUGGUCCAGAGGAACAUGCUGGAGAUCGUCCUCUACUUCUUCCCCUUCGCAACAUGCCUGGAUCCUGCAGAGGCCGCCCUCCCCAUGAGCCGACAGGACAUGGUGACCGUGGUGUCUGCUGCCACCCUCACACUCCUGCGCAGGGACAUGUCACUCAACCGACGCCUCUACGCAUGGAUACUAGGUACGGACAUCAAAGGGGGCAUGGUGGCUCCUGAUCCCGCCCAGUCCACCACUCUGGAGGAACACACCAACUUCUACUUCAACACACACUCCAGACAACUGCUCAGAGAGGCGCUGGUGAGCAUCCUGAAGCAGAGGGCUGGUGUGCAGGGUGAGCAGGAGAGUGUAGUGGAGUACCUCAAACCCUUCAGAGUCGUCAUCAGCCUCCUGGACAAACCAGACAUUGGUCCAGUGUUGGUAUCUGAUGUGCUUCUGGAGGUGCUGAGGGCUUUCCACAGCUACUGCACUCACACCAUAGGAGAGGAGGGACCAGACGCAGACUCUAAACACGCAGCCAGUAGGAUGAAGGAGCAUAAGGUGUCCUCUGAGAUCAUCAAGACGGUCAACGUCCUCUUCAGCUCCAUGAGUCCUGACUACCUCUGGGACUACCUCACCAAACACUUCCACAGCUGUCUCAGUGCUCCUACAGCAGCAGAGGAGUCUAAAGGCUGCUGCUCUCCUCCCUCUGUCACCGAGCUGUCAACACUCAUCAUGUUCCUACUGGACGUCAUACCACUGGAGCUGGACUCUGAGAUCCAGACGCUCUUCCUGCCCCAGAUGCUGAGCAGCAUGCUGCGCUCCCUACGCGCUCACAUGACCUCCCUCAGCCAAUCGGAGUUGACGGAGGCGCUGCGCAUGUGCUUCAAGGUGCUGGGCAAGAUCCAGAUCCCCAUGGCCUACAUGGACAUGGAGGCAGAGGCACACACACGCCUGGAGGGGGAAGACACCGAGGAGGUAGAGGCUGAGACAGGUCGCCCUCAAACCAACGGUGACCAUGACAACAACGCCCCUAGUGUGGCCAUAAAUGGUCAGGAGGUGGGGCCAAGGGACGCCUCGUUCCCGCCCCUCCGCUCUGAAGACAGCGGAUUGGGCCUGAGCGCCUCGCCCUCUGAGCAGCAUCUCAUCCCGGGACGUGAUUGGUCAGAUCCCGGCGUGGGGGUGUGGCCACAGAAGGAAGACGUGUGGAGGAAGGGAGGUGCCGUGGAGAGCAUCACACACGCACUCCAGGAAAUACUAGCGGCAGUCAUCAACAGCUACCUGCUGUGUGUGGUGGAAGAGGACCAGGAGGGGAAGGCGGUGGCCGCUGUACCCGAGCAGAGUGUCUCCUCGCCUGGCAGGAGGAGCUCGGGCCUUGGCCGUCGGCGCUCCCGGGAUCCCCACAUCUCCAUGCCACAGAUCAAGGACCGGCUGGCUGAGAUAUUCACACCCAAUAAGCUGAAGCAGCGCAGCCAAUCAACUGACAGUGACGACCAUGGACACUCUGACCAGGGUGGGGCCUGGCUGCAGGGCUACGCCCGCCGGGGCAAAGGGCAGAGGUCGGAGGUUGCGGAGGCGGGGCGUCAGGCGUUCACCGCGGCCUGUCACCUGCUGCUGGAGAGCACCACCUUCCCCCUGUACCUCACACAGCAGGAGAACACACACCUCUACGACUACAUGUUCAAUAACACAGGCACUGACAAGGGCACCUUACCGGAAUGGCUGAGGGCCCUGAUGGCCCUGUGCUGCCUGUCUAAGGACCCCCAGGUGCAGCAUGUGGGCAUUUCUACUCUGCUGGAGCUGGUUAACCACUCCCACACGCUGGCACUAGUGGUCCAGGACAAGACGAAGCGGGCACGUGCCACCACCACCACCGCUGCCACCACCAGCGGGCCCCUGCAGAUGGUCACUGUGCCCCCCAUACACCCUGGCACCCUCACCACCCUGGGACACACCACAGACUUCUACCAGCGUGUAGCUGAGGUGUUGUGGUGUCAGCUGGAUAGUGAGCGUCCUGAUCACCAUCUCUCCUGUGUGGAGCUCUUCUAUCGACUGCACUGCCUGGCGCCCUCCCCUCGCACCUGUGAAGACAUCAUAUGCCUUGGCCUGCUGCACCCAGACAAGGCGGUGCGGCUGGAGUCUCUUCAGCGGUUUGCUGUGCUGUGGCACCUGACCAGGGAGAUGCAGUUCAGCAUGAGCCUCUCCAUUCACCGCAGCUUCGACAGGUCCUUGUUUGUAGUGCUGGACAGUCUGAACAGUGAAGACAGCUCCAUCUUAGCAGCAGGAGAGAGCUGGUUGCUAAGGGCGCUGUCGCUAGGCGACGCUCUGAGGAUUCUAGAACCCGUGCUGCUGUUGCUACUGGACCCCAGCACACAGAGGACCUCCAUACAGCACGUCAAACACCAGCUAGCUACAGGUAAUCUAAAGGUGUUGAGGGGGGGUCGCCAGUCCUCCCACCCUCUCUCCGGCGCCCAUGGAGACGCCGUGGCAACCAAGGACCAAUCAGAGGCCAGCGUUCUGAACGGCCUGCUGUCAGUGGACCGGGAGGCUCUGUGGCGUGAGCUGAACCGGGACCCCGAGCAGGAGCAGCCCUCUGAUUGGACGCCGGGGCUGUCAGGCAGUGGCAGCGAGGAGACGAGCGAGGAAGAGGAGGGGAAGGAGGAAGAGGAAGAGGAGAGCGAACACACCGAGUCAGCUGACAUCAGCACUGCACAGGUCUCCACGGAAACCAACUCCAGCUCUUCCGGAUCCGGCUCCGCCCCUUACCUGCAUCCGCACCAUCUCCACGGCAACGGGGCUGGCGGCGAGGACGGCUUGGAGGAAGGGGAGGGACCCGGAGCAGUGCGGCGCGUGGACUCGGCCCGAACACAGGCGUCCGAUUGGGCGUCGAGCGAGGAGGAGGCGGAGCAUGAGGAGCUGGAGGCGUUGGCCAGGGGGAGGGAGAUGCAGAGGAGGAGGGACCAGCAGCAGGCGGCCGACGCACUCUUCACACACGCCCUGCUCUACACACACGCUCACACACACGCUCACGCCCACACACAAACUCACACACACGCCCACACGCGGCUGCUGCGGCCGCUCGGCAUGCUGGGUAGCCUGCUGGGGCCGGCAGGGAGUCGUCGGGCGGCGGCCGUGGUGCGGGCGCUGGGCCACACCCCCCUGGAGUACGUGGGCCACCUGAGCCUGCUGCAGGAGCUGCUGCAGAGACACCUGCAGGCGGAGCAGGGGUACUGCAGCUUCUACGGCCAGAGGAGGGGAGCAGAGGAGGGCUCUCCACCACACAAGCCUCCUGCUGCUCCCUCCUCCUCCUCCUCUCCAUCCUGCUCCCCCCGGGCCCCGGGCCUCCUCCUGGAGUUGCUCCUCUCCCUCUGCACCUCCUUCCUGCGCUCCUACUACCCCAGCUACGCAGGCGUGGGAGCCAGCCACCUGCACGCCAACCGAGCCCUGCAGGUGCGGAGUGCGGAGGUACUGACGCGGCUGGCUUCAGAGCUAGUUGCCAUGACGGCACGUGGGGAGGAAGUGACAUCGGAGGCGGGGGGAGAGGGUGGCGGGGGCGUGUGGCGUCUCCUAGGCGACUGCAAGGUGCAGGAGUACGCUCUACUGACACUCUGUGCCUCCAUGCACACACACCAACGUGCCCACGCACACACACACGGCCACGCACACGCUCACGCUCGCGACACACACAACGGCACGGACGCCCUGAUGCUGCAGGACCCCGAUGAUGAUGUCGAGGGAGGGGGCGUGUCAGAGGAGGGGCUUGUGGAGGCGGGCAGCCUGUCGGAGGCGGCGUCUCUGGAGCGCCCUCUGCAGGUGGCUCUGCUGCGUCUGCUGCGCGUCCUCAUCCUACUCGAGCACCAUCUCUGGCCGCCUAGCAACCACAACCAACAAUCCAUCACGGGGGGCAACAACCACCACCCCUCUCCGCCCCCCACCUCCUCUUCCCAUCAUGCACCUGGCUCCAGUUCCGGUUCUUCUCUGGCGCGGGAGUGGGCCACGGCCGUGGGCUAUCAGCAGUCGAUCAGGGCGGUGGCAUACGUGCGCUCCCAGCCGCUAGCGUGGCAGGGCCUGUUCGUGUGUGCUGCAUCACGAGCCCUGGCAGCACAGUACGGGUAUUCUCUGCACCCGUGUUGGCUGGAGUUGCUGGGGGGGUCCCUGCCGUUCCUGGGCAGAUCUGUGGGGCUCAUCGCGGCCCCCCUGCUGGGACACAUGUGCCACAACAUGGACCUCAUAGUCCGGACACACACACAGCAUGACGUGCAGCAUGCCAAGAGCUCUGGUCUGAGGAAGGAGAGCAUCGCUCCUGACUAUCUGCUCACCUUACUGGAGGGAAUGACAGACAUCACACACUACUGUCUACUGGACACCAAGAAGGGUGCUGAUGCAGCUGAUGUGCGUAAUGCUCGUAACGCUGUACUGGAGGAGUUUCCACACAUGCUCAGUAGCAUGGCUCUGCUGUGGGGCGUGGUCAAGGGAGAGGGGCCUCAGCGCCGAGCAACAGGCCCCGCCCACUCAGGACGACACUCAGCUACAGCCGUUUACUUCAACAACACCAAGGUUUUGAGGCAGAAGGUUCUAGAGUUUCUGUGUCCGCUGUCGCGUGUGUUUGGGGUGCAGCUGAUGGCCUCAGUAGGGGCCGUGUGGAGCAGCCGACGCGGAAAGAAGAAGCACCGCAAGAACAAGAUCCUGUGUGAGGCGAGUGAGUCUCGGUUGACCAUCGUCCACCUGGUGAAGUCGGUCAGCACCUUACGCACGGACACCAUCCUGCAGCUAGUCAAGGAGGUGGUCAAGAAACCACACCAGAUCAAAGGAGACCAGAAGUCAAGUCUGGUGGAUGUGCCCAUGCUGCAGUUCAGCUAUGCCUUCAUCCAGAGCCUGCCAGCCCAGUGUCUCCAUGACAACAUGGUGCCCCUACUCAUGCUACUGAAGGAGUCCGCCCAGCUCAACCUGGCCCCGCCCGGACACUUCCUCUUACUGGGUAUUCUGAAUGACUUUGUGAAUCGUCUGCCCAACAUUGACAACAAGAGAGACACCAGGGAACUGCAGGAAGUGACUCAGCGUAUCCUGGAGGCGGUGGGGGGCGUGGCCGGAUCCUCCCUGGAGCAGACCAGCUGGCUGAGCCGCAACCUGGAAGUGAAAGCCCAGCCACAGGUCUGCCUGCAGCCAGAAGAGGACGAUCAGGAGGACCAUGACCUCUAUGACUCGGCUGGUCAGGGCAGCACAAUGGUCUCCUCCUCAGCACCCUCAGUCUACAGUGUACAGGCCUUAGCCCUGCUAGCAGAGGUGCUGGCUCCUCUGUUGGACAUGGUGUUUCGUAGUGAUGAGAAGGAGAAGGCUGUACCCCUCAUAUCACGCCUGAUGUACUACGUCUUCCCCUACCUGAAGAACCACAGUGCCUACAAUAGUCCUAGUUUCCUGGCGGGUGCCCAGCUGUUGGCUAGCCUGAGUGGCUAUGCGUACACCAAGAGGGCCUGGAAGAAGGAGGUGCUGGAGCUCUACAUGGACCCCCUGUUCUUCCACAUGGACCAGAGCGCCGCCACACACUGGAGGUCCAUCAUUGACCACCUGCUCACCCACGAGAAGACCAUGUUCAAGGACCUGAUGAGCAUGCAGAGUAGCUCCCUGAAGCUGUUUUCCAGUGCGGACCAGAAGCCCAUGCUGCUGAAAAGACAAGCCUUCGCCAUGCUCAGCGGAGAACUGGACCAAUACCACCUAUACCUGCCACUUAUACAGGAGCGUUUGACUGAGAGCUUGCGUACGGGCCAGACUGCGUCUUUGGUGGCCCAGAUGUUCCUGAUGUUCCGUGUGGUUCUCCUGCGCAUCUCACCACAACACCUCACCUCCCUCUGGCCCAUCAUGGUCACAGAACUGAUUCGCAUAUUUGUGCGUCUGGAGAAGGCCCUGACAGAGGACAAGGAGGCUGCAAAGCCUAAGCAGAGGGCUGUUCAGGAGAGGCCGAGUGUGCUGUCCUUCCCGGCUGCUGAGUUGGACAUGUAUCUGUCGGCCUGCAAGUUCCUGGACAUGGCCAUCUCCUUUCCCCCCGAGCGCAUGCCGCUCUUCCAGAUGUAUCGGUGGGCGUUUGUGCCUGAGGUGGACGUGGAGAGCUACAGUGGGAUGGACCCCUCUCUACUGGACGGAGACCAGGAGUGCACACCACACAUCAGCAGAAUACUGCUCGCCAUGCAGAGACGAUACAAGGGUGUGAACGGUGUGAGUGGUGAGUCCAGUACGGAGCCUCUGGAGUUUCCCCUGUUGACGCUGCGCUCCCUCUCCUCCAUCACCGAGCUCCACCCCUUCCUGAUGACGCUCAGCUGCUCCUUCAGGCCACGCCCCCCUGGUGGCGACGACCCCUGGCCCGCCGCAGACUAUCCGGCCCGCAGCCCCGAGACGGCCCUCUCCCGCCUGGAACACAUCACUCAGGACGAGUUCCUUAGCAACAUGGAGUCAUAGAAAACAACCAGGAAGGAGUUGCCUAGCAACAUGGAGGCAAAGAGGUGAAGGAGGAAUAGAGGAAAGAAGGGAUGGAGUGAUGGAGGGUGAUGGACAAAGAGAUGGAGAAAUGCAGAUAUGGACAGAGGGAAUGAAGUCGACACACAUGGAGGAGAAGAGGAGAGUGGUAGGGAAAAGGGAGAUGUACAUUAGGAGGAGGGAGGAGAUGAGAAGAGAGACAGAGGAGGCUCGUGCAGGAGGAAUCAACACCACAGUGGAGGAGCAGGACAGCUCCUCCUGGCAAAUAUUAACCAGCGAAAACUGACUCAUUACCGACUUUCUGUGUGCUGUUGCAUCUUAAUGGUCAAGAUUGACUCCUCAAACACACUUGGCUGGUGGGACCAUCUCAACAUCGUAAUCAUGAGGGGAAGGUGAAAAGAGACUUGCCUGUGACAUCUCAUGAGACCUGCUGUGAAACCACCUACGCAGGCCAGGGCUCUAUGCGUUCAUUUGGAGUUGAUUGUACUUGAAUGCAGGCUGACAAACAGGCAGACAGACUGGCAGACAAGCUUGCAGGAGUUGUUCAUUGGAGCCUAUUUCAGUUCAUGGAGGAAAACCUGUCCUGUUCACAGACACACAGACAGGCAGGCAGUGACGCGAAAGGUGGUAAUAGUCACCCUUUUUGAUGCUAUCGUCAGAGUUAUAAUCUGCAGACAGCAAAUGAAUAGCAGCUUGCCCGAGAUUCUCUGUGAUGUACAGUAGCUGAGUUGAGAAGACAUGCAGAUGUUCAACUUGGUGAACACACUGAUAUGCAAUGCCAGCAGUAGACCAAUAUAUACAGGACCAAUACAUACUCGAUAAAAAGCAAUAUCAAUAGACCAAUACCUACAAUACUUAUACUAUGUAAUGAAAUGCAAUACCUGUACAAAUCAAUCCAUUAGUCCAUUAAUCUAAUAAGGUCAUUGACUACACUAUAAUGAAAUGCAAUUAUACAUAUACAGGUAGUAUCAAUAGGUCCAAUACCUACUAGACCGAUAUUAGCACCAGGCUGCAGGUUUUGCUUCAUCACUCUGUAGACUUUAGGACUGCUGAAAACCACACACGUCUCCAGUUGCUCCCAUCCUCUGUGUGUAUGAACUGAAACCUCCUUUCAAUAUGAACAUCUACAGGACUCUGCCUUCCUGCCUGUCUGCCUCCUCUUCUUUGAGAUGGUGUGUUUGUUUACUUGAUCUGGACUCUCUGCCUACCUGUCUGUCUGUCUCCCUGCUUUGAGGUUGUUUGCCUAUCGGUCGAGUAGUUUGUUUGUUCUGGGACUACCUGACUGUCCACUUUCACUCUCUGCCUGUCUGUCUGUCUGUCCGCCUGCUUUUGGACUCUGGUUGUCCACCCUCCCCUGAUAUUUGGUGACUGACAUGCAGCUUCCUCUGUUUGCUGAGUGCUGGGAAUGUCAUGUUUUUUUUAUAUAUUUCAUUGCCGUGAACACCAGACAAUAAUCCUGAAUGUAAGACCAUGAUUUUAUUGUACAGUAAACCCAUGCUGUGGCCUGAUCUGGUGCUUUCUCUGCCUCUGUCCCCUCCUGCCUCUCUCUUUUUUGCAUCUCUGUAUCACUCUCUCAUGCCAUCUCUCUCUCCAUUUCCCUCUCUCUUUCUCUCUCUAUGGAUCUAUUACUUUCUACCGGCUCACAUCGGAAGUCUGUCCCUUCUCCUCCUUCUCUCUCUCUCUCUCUCUCUGGAUGUAUUUGUCCUGCAACCUGUUCACAGCUGAGGUCUGUCCCCCGCUCACAUUUCUUUUCCUCUCUCUCUCUCUCUCUCUCUCUCUCUCUCUGUCUGUCUGUCUGUCUGUCUGUCUGUCUGUCUGUCUGUCUCUCUCUCUCUCUCUCUCUCUCUCUCUCUCUCUCUCUGGGUGUCUUGUCUUGUGGCUGCACCUGCUUACAGCUGACAUGUUUACGGGCUAAUCUCUGGAAGUAGCUCAGGGCCAUGUGAAGAUGUGGUGGUAUGUCAAAUCUCUUAUGGCGGUGAAUAAUAUAACUACUGACUACUGGCACACUGGAUUGAAUAUGGACUUUACUGGACAGCCCUGUGCACUUUGAAGGACAGAAGUGGACACUUCACAGGGCUGCAGGGAGUAGCCUACUUGAAAGGUUGAAACCACUUAAGUUACGAUCAACUGGCAUGCUCUACGUCUAUGAUUAAUGCUUUUAUUAGAAUGAGGGUAAGAAGCCCAAUGUAAGUGUUAAGAUUACAAAAAAAGAAACACACUCCUUCUCUUUUUGGUCUCCAUGACAUGUUUUGGACCAGUUCUGUGUGUGUGUUUGUAGACAAGGUCCAAUUCAUCUUGAACUCCAGAAAGGGAGUACGUGUGUGGUUUUUAAACUGCUUCAGCCCAUUGUAUGACUGCUUGCCUCCCUACAAAGGCAAAGUGCAGUAACUAAUCCAAUAUUGAAACAGAGAAAAGCCUUCAAAGUAUUGGUAUUGGAUAUCGCAGUUACUGCAAAUUUGACAUGGCAAUAUCUCUUAAAUGAUACACAGUUGGAACAUAAGGAUUUGUCCCAAGAUAAAGGAUGGGUUACGAAGACCAUUUUCAGUCUUAACUUAAUUUUGACAGAAUAUGUAGUUACUGCACUUUGCCUUUGUAGAGCUGUAUUCUCCCCUGCUGUGAGCUUGCAUUGGCCUUAAUGAAAAGGCCAGCUAGGAAAGAGGAUAGCACAAGACUGACGUACACUUUUAAUGCUCCUGUUUCAGGACAGAUACCGUGUGUGCUCUGUACACUGGAUGUUCAUGCUUAAACGAAGGGAAGUGUGUGUGUGUGUGUGUGUGUGUGUGUGUGUGUGUGUGUGUGUGUGUGUGUGUGUGUGUGUGUGUGUGUGUGUGUGUGUGUGUGUGUGUGUUCAGGAUGUGUCCUACUGUGGGUAUGGGUCCUGCUUUGCACCAGUGUUUGGCUAAAUUAUUAAAGAAAUAAUGUGUCUGUAAUUUCAUUGUUAAAUAAAUCAUUGUGAAGCUUGG